Malaya genurostris is the source of this 4725-nucleotide messenger RNA. RefSeq lists its product as uncharacterized. The transcript has 5 exons. NCBI's taxonomy places the organism in Eukaryota, Metazoa, Arthropoda, Insecta, Diptera, Culicidae. The coding region runs from base 731 to 2569 and encodes 612 amino acids. The record is from RefSeq and is a predicted model, not a curated record.
ACCGCACCGUUAAGACAUACAAUCGCGCGGGGAUCCGUUUAUCGCUGAACUUGGGAAUUUACUAUACUGUGUAUUGUGGCCGCAGUGCACUGCAUCCGGACGCGAGUGUCGGAAUUUGACAGUACUUCCUUCAGUAGGAAUUGUUGGUUCUGUGAAUCGAACUUGGGGUUAAGAAAAACCGCGACCUCAGCCGACUCUGCUGCGAAGGCAGCAGAUCAACUGUUCGCUAGUGAAACGAUAGCAAUUCCUGGAUCAAGAAGUGUCAGUGAAAAAUCGACGACGAAAAAAUAAUUCGAAUGUCGAACACAGAUUCCCAGUGAAAAGUGCCGCUUUGAUUAUGUUCUAGCAAAGUGAAAGUGCAAUUCGCCAGUGCCAAAACAAAAAAAACCCAAGACCCAAGGAUAAACCACAAGUGCUCGACUCCAGAAUACUCUGUUCCUCGAGUGAUCCCGCGAAACGAAUGGAUUGAUUUGGUCGUUGACGGUGAAGAAUUGGUGUCUGUUCGGCAAUUGGAUAUUUAUCGAUUUUAGUACCACGAAAACAUCAUAACACAGGUAUUAUCAUUACAGUUAUAGACUGCCAAAUCCGACGAGAAGUUUACCUUUCUCAUGACACUGGAAUGGAUGCUAUUAUGUUCAUUUGAGCUCCACAAAAAGCAGAAGAUUUUCGAUUUUGUUUUGUUUGCCGAUAAUUCCGAGAAAAGAACUUCAGAAGGCCCCCACGAUUGAGGAUGCGGUUAACGAGGUUUUUCUACACAUCGUUACUCAUUGGUAUACUACAGUUCACGCUAGCCGACGACACGGUGGAAGUGGUCAAAGCCAUCAGCCCCGGUGACGAGGUCGAGAAGCGCGAGAAUGAUCAGGACCAGGUGGCUCUGGAGUCGGUCGAUCAGGACCACCAGGGUUCGUCGUCGGUGCAUUCUUUUCCCCAGCACAUACCGCUCUCGAUAGGGCACGGACCGGGGCCGCAGCCACACGGUCCGGGACCGGCAGGACCGCACGGAUCACACCACGGAGGACACGGACCGAGCAGAGGUGCCCCACAUGGACUGGGUCAACCCUUCGGUCCUCCCCUACCACCAUUACCGGCGGCUCACGCCUACCACGGUCCACCACCGCCUCCACCGCCACCGAAACUGCAAUCGACCGACCUGAGCCCGGAUAAGCUGUACGGUGCUCCGCCGCUCGUUGGGAACGACCUGUGGUCAUCGCCGCUGCAGGAUAUGCCCAAGAUCGUUUCGCUGGAUGUGAAAUGUGAAAAGCAGGGCAUGAAGGUGUUUGUUCAAUUCGACAAACCAUUCUUCGGGAUCAUCUUCUCCAAGGGCCACUACAGCAACAUCAACUGUGUACACUUGCCGGCUGGAUUGGGCAAGACGUCGGCUUCGUUCGACAUCGGAAUUCACGAGUGUGGAACCGCCGGCAACACCGACAACGCACUCUACAAUGGAUACUCGGGAACAGAGUCCGGUGCUGGGUCGUACUUUGAAAAUAUUAUAGUGCUUCAGUACGAUCCCCAGGUUCAGGAAGUUUGGGAUCAAGCCAGAAAGUUGAGGUGCACGUGGCAUGAUCAGUACGAAAAGAGUGUCACGUUCCGUCCAUUCCCGGUAGAUAUGCUAGAUGUAAUUCGGGCAGACUUCGCCGGUGAUAACGUGGGCUGUUGGAUGCAGAUCCAAGUCGGCAAGGGACCGUGGGCUUCGGAGGUUUCUGGAUUGGUGAAGAUCGGUCAAACAAUGACCAUGGUGCUAGCAAUAAAAGACGACGAUAGCAAGUUUGACAUGUUAGUCCGGAACUGUAUGGCCCACGAUGGAAAACGUGCUCCUAUUCAGCUGGUAGAUCAGCGGGGUUGCGUAACUCGCCCGAAAUUGAUGUCCCGAUUUACCAAAAUAAAGAACUUUGGAGCGAGUGCUUCGGUAUUAUCCUACGCUCACUUCCAGGCAUUCAAGUUCCCAGACUCGAUGGAAGUGCACUUCCAGUGUACAAUUCAAAUCUGUCGCUACCAGUGUCCGGAACAGUGCACCGAUCCCGGAAACUUGGAUGUUCAUCAUCUGUCAGGAGGACCAGAACAUCAACAGUACGGGCCACCACCGCCACCACCAGCAUCUUUGGAUGCUCAUGUGUACGCAAACCGCAAACGAGAUGACCGACGAAUCCGUCGAACUCGUGAUACGGGCGAAGCGGAAGACAACGAAGACGUUGGCAUGAAACGCAUAAUUCGAGUUGUAGCCCCCGGUGAUCUGACUUUCCCGAUCGGUAGUCAGAACAGCACCAACGAUUCCACCAUGAUCUUCCCGGCUCGCGAAGAAGGCCUAAUCUGUAUGACUACGCCCGGUUUCACGGUUACGAUCGUGGUGCUUCUAUCGAUUCUAAUUGCUUCCUGUUUGACUUCAGCUUUCCUCUGCAUACGGCUGAAACCGUUUUCAUUGUCCUCCAGGAAACUGCGAGCGGUUGCCUUCACCAAUCCGCACCUCAGCCCUUCGACGGCUUCGAUCGUGUCCAGUGGGCCCAGUUCGAUGGUUAGUGGUACACUGAAAUCCACCAAGUCCACAAAGUCAAGGAAUUUCUACUCGUAAUUGUCACCGUAAGAUUAAGACUGGUAAAAACAUCGCCAAACAGUAUCACACAAACACACAUCUAAAGCAACACAAUAUUCUGGACUUGCAAAAGUAUUACACAAACUUAUAAACAAAUACACGCAUACACACACACAUCUGUAAGUACAAUGUUCUCUAUGGGGAACGCAUCCUACACCUCCAGUUAACCGUCCUCUGCCGAAAAAAAAAAUAAAACCUGCCUUGAAGGAAGGCACAAGUUAAUGAAAAUAAUAGUUGCUCAGUCGUCAGUUGUCGAGAGUGGCUGUUUGAUCAGUACUGUUGUCACAACGUGGUCUAUUCGGUCUCUAUGGUUGAUUGACAGCAAAAAAAAACCCAAAACAGAAAUAUGUUGAACGAACCAGAAAACUAUUCAAAAAGUUAUACUUACGUAUUUAUUUUAUUUAUAAACAAAAUCAUUAGUCAAUGUAGUGGCAAAUACGUGUAACCGUUGUUUUCGUUAAGUUUUUGUUUGGGACCUCUACUGCUUUACUGAUUGCUGUUGUUAUUGUCGCACGACAUUGUUGCACUGAUUGUUUUCGUUAAUAUAGAAAAAAAAAAAAACAAACAAAUUCACGUCAAAGAAACACGCUUCUAGGAACAAAGUUCAUCAGAGCAGACAAAUGACACGGAAAAAUAAUAAUUCACGUUAGUGAUAGGUUAUUUAGGGAUAUUAAGCGGUUACUAAGCGAAAGUUGACAGCGGAAUUCCACAGGCAUCGGGACAUAUUCUUUUCUCCACGGCUUACAGCUGGCGAGCGCAAAAAAUAAAACAAAAUAAAUACCGCCAACGAAUGGACGAGGAGAAAGAAAAUUCCUGCUUUAUAAAUGGGUCGCCAUAUUUACUUUUAAUUAUUUUUAAAUACGUUCAGCUGCGAAAGGGCUGUUUUUUAUUUGAUUUUGUUUUUCGUUUCGUUUUGUUUUUAUAGGGUAUCUUUUUUUAUUAGUUAUUUGAUCCACUCAUACAAUUCCAAUGGUUCCACUGUGCGGAGCUUCGAUUAGAUGAAAUAUUUCCCGUUCUCUAUCUCAGGUCAAUGUCGGUUUUCUUGAAAAUAGAAAGAAAUUUGGGACUCAAACCUUUCGUCGGUGUCUCUACAGUAAACAACGAGCGUGUGUGUGUGGGUGACACAAAAAAUCCUCCACAUCGUGAAACCAUUGAAAACGAGAAACCCAGAGAUGUAGCUUUACUUGCUAAACAGCGCGCACGUUACACGUACUCUUAAUAUAUAUAUAUAUAUAUAUAUAUAUAUAUAUAUAUAUAUAUAUAUUGAUUUAGACUUAGUCCAGGAGACCUUUAUUGAUUCAACUUUUCUCCAGCCACGUUUAUAAUGAUUUAUUGAAUCAGUGCUAACAAAACAUAAAAAUCACUCUUUCUUAUUAGUGCCGCCGAAAGUCGAGGACAUGUGGUCACAUUUUAAAAAUGUGACCCCCUCAUGGAAGUGACCUUCUCCCUAACCUGGAUAAAUCUGUUCAAGCAUUAUUUUUCUACCGAAAGAGAAAAAAACAGAAAACAAACACUAUUUCCGCUUCCCCAAAACUUUUCACCUUACCUACCUUAUUUAAAGCGAUAGUGUUAUCAUAUUUAUUGCUAACGAUAAUUGAAUAAACUAUGAGCUAUUUGAUGAAAGAACGGUCCUUGUAAUAUCAUCGAAUAAAUUAAAAUAUAUAAGAAAUUAUAUAUUUGUGUUAGUAAAAUGUAUCAUAUUUAUACUGCGACACUAGUUUAAACUCUUUCUUCGGAAAAGAGUAACGAACAGUACUAGCUCUGUAAGUAAUUUAUUAAACCUUAUGACAUCGCGGGCCAGGAAUAUGGCUUCCUCGGGCACUAUUAAUCUAUGCGAAAUGUUGUACGUUCUUCUAUGCAUACAUACCUAAGGUGUAAUGUCCGUGAAACGAUUGUGCUGAAUUCGUAUACUUAGUUGAUAAUAAAAACAAACUAUAGCAAAUAAAUAGAGAACUGUGUAUCGGUUCGGAUAUUUUAGUAGUGAUAUGUCACAUCCAUUGAUCUGUGAUCCCUGUUAGAAAAAACGCUCAACGGUGGUCCUUCGUUGGUCCAAUGAACGUCCAAUCAAUCGUUCAACGGGAGGCCAACGGACUUUCGUUUGUCAGUUUUGAAGCAGACCGUUGAGCCGAAUGCCA